CUGUCCUAAUGGGAGGCUGCCUGCGCACUUGGUUCUCUUCGUUGCUGUAGCUCUGGCGGAGCCUGCGCUAUGGGCGAUGAGGAAAGGGCGGAAGCGGCCCGGCCCGAGCAGGAUGAGAGGUUAUCUUCGGGUACCAACGACAAUGAAGACAAAUCAGAUGAAGAGCCACUUCUAAGAAAGAGUUCUCGUCGGUUUGUCAUCUUUCCGAUUCAGUACCCCGAUAUUUGGAAAAUGUACAAACAGGCACAGGCGUCCUUCUGGACCGCAGAAGAGGUUGACUUAUCAAAGGAUCUCCCUCACUGGAACAAACUUAAACCAGAUGAGAAGUAUUUUAUCUCUCACAUCUUAGCCUUUUUUGCAGCCAGUGAUGGCAUUGUAAAUGAAAACUUGGUGGAGCGCUUUAGUCAGGAGGUACAGGUCCCAGAGGCUCGCUGUUUUUACGGCUUCCAAAUUCUCAUCGAGAACGUUCACUCAGAGAUGUACAGUUUGCUAAUAGAUACUUACAUCAGAGAUCCCAAGAAAAGGGAAUUUUUAUUUAAUGCAAUAGAAACAAUGCCAUAUGUUAAGAAAAAAGCAGAUUGGGCUUUGACAUGGAUAGCAGAUAGAAAAUCGACAUUUGGGGAAAGGGUGGUAGCCUUUGCUGCUGUAGAAGGGAUUUUCUUCUCUGGAUCUUUUGCUGCUAUAUUCUGGCUAAAGAAGAGAGGUCUUAUGCCGGGACUUACUUUUUCCAACGAACUCAUCAGCAGAGAUGAGGGACUCCAUUGUGACUUUGCAUGCCUGAUGUUUCAGUACUUAGUAAACAAGCCUUCAGAAGAAAGGGUCAGAGAGAUCAUUGUUAAUGCUGUCAAAAUUGAGCAGGAGUUUUUAACAGAAGCCUUACCAGUUGGCCUCAUUGGAAUGAAUUGUGUGUUGAUGAAACAAUACAUUGAGUUUGUAGCAGACAGAUUACUUGUGGAACUCGGAUUUUCAAAGGUUUUUCAGGCAGAAAAUCCCUUUGAUUUUAUGGAAAAUAUUUCUUUGGAAGGAAAAACAAAUUUCUUUGAAAAACGAGUUUCCGAAUAUCAGCGUUUUGCAGUUAUGACGGAAACCACAGACAAUGUCUUCACACUGGAUGCAGAGUUUUAAAUCCCUGUCCAUUCCUAAACGUGUCAUGUGUAAAUAGUAAUCUGUUCUUCUCUGCUU
This is a messenger RNA of Chrysochloris asiatica (Cape golden mole), 1182 nucleotides long. It is a transcript of the gene RRM2B, whose product is annotated as ribonucleotide reductase M2 B (TP53 inducible). The record is from RefSeq and is a predicted model, not a curated record. Gene Ontology annotation, biological process: deoxyribonucleotide biosynthetic process. Gene Ontology annotation, molecular function: ribonucleoside-diphosphate reductase activity, thioredoxin disulfide as acceptor. The transcript is spliced from 9 exons. NCBI's taxonomy places the organism in Eukaryota, Metazoa, Chordata, Mammalia, Afrosoricida, Chrysochloridae. The coding region runs from base 70 to 1125 and encodes 351 amino acids. Gene Ontology annotation, cellular component: cytosol.